UGUCUUUAGGACUAGUGAGUGUGCUCUGUGCGGCGCUCUCUCUCUCUGCAAAACAAACCGGAAGGGAGGAGGAUCUGUCUGCCUGUCUGUCGUCUUACUGUCUGACUGUGUGUGGCGUCGUGCUUAGGGAGGGAGACAGGCAGAGCCGGUUUUCGUUAUGGGAGUCAGCUAACAAGGAAGAACGACGACUAAAGUUUCAAGCGAAACAGAAGAAAAGUGCAGCAGUCCCGCUGGCUCGUUUAGCUAGUUUAUUAGUAUUUAAACGGGACUUCGAUAUGACAUUUGUCAAGUUAAUUCUUAUGUUUUGCUGCCUACGGGAUAUUAGAGGCCAGUUUGGAAACCCUUUAAACAAAUACAUUCGCCAUUAUGAGGGGUUGUCAUAUGACACAGAGACUCUGCAUAACAGUCAUCAGAGAGCCAAGAGGGCACUUUCUCCACAGGACAGGAUGGUGCACCUGGACUUCCACGCACACGGAAGGCAUUUUAACUUGCGCCUGAGCAGAGAUACAAGCCUGUUUUCUCCAGAUCUCAUAAUUGACGUGUCGGGAGAGGAGACGCCCACUGACACAUCUCAUAUUUACAGUGGAGAACUUUUUGGUGAAAAGGGCACACUGACACAUGGCUCUGUGGUUGAUGGACGCUUUGAGGGCUUCAUUAAAACUCAUCAAGGAACUUAUUAUGUAGAACCCUCAGAGAGGUACAUGGAGGACAAGAAUGUACCGUUCCACUCAGUCAUCUAUCAUGAAGACGACAUCCAUUAUCCCCACAAGUAUGGCUCAGAAGGAGGCUGCGCUGACCACUCUGUGUUUGAGAGAAUGAAGAAGUAUCAGGCGUCUGCUGUUCAGGAUGCAGGCAAAGGUGUUAACAUGGAGAUGGAAGAUGAUGGGUCCAGUGGUCCGGUCAUCUUGAGAAAAAAACGGGCAGCAGGGAAAGAGAAAAAUACCUGCCAGCUCUACAUCCAGACGGAUCACUUCUUUUAUAAAUACUAUCGCUCAAGAGAUGCUGUCAUUGCUCAGAUUUCCAGCCACGUGAAAGCCGUCAACACCAUUUACCAAGGCACAGACUUCAUGGGCAUCAGAAACAUUGGCUUUAUGGUUAAACGGAUCAGAAUCAACACCACAGAUGAUGAGAAGGAGUUAACUAAUCCGUUUCGCUUUCCCAACAUUGGGGUGGAAAAGUUCUUGGAGCUUAAUUCUGAGCAGAACCACGAUGACUACUGCCUUGCCUAUGUCUUCACAGACAGGGACUUUGAUGAUGGUGUGCUUGGUUUAGCUUGGGUCGGGGCUCCUUCAGGAAGUUCUGGAGGCAUCUGUGAAAGAAAUAAGCAAUACUCUGAUGGCAGGAGGAAAUCUCUCAACACUGGGAUCAUCACUGUGCAGAACUACGCUGCACACGUCCCUCCUAAGGUGUCUCACAUCACCUUCGCACAUGAAGUCGGACACAACUUUGGUUCUCCUCAUGACUCUGGGAUCGAAUGCACCCCCGGAGAGUCCAAGCUUAAGGACAAAAAGGACGGCGGGAACUACAUCAUGUAUGCCAGAGCCACAUCAGGAGACAAAUACAACAAUAACAAGUUCUCUAUCUGCAGCAUUCGCAACAUCAGUGGUGUUCUGACUAAGAAGAGAAAUGACUGUUUUGUUGAGUCAGGCCAGCCUAUCUGUGGUAAUGGCCUCGUAGAAGAUGGGGAGCAGUGUGACUGUGGCUACAGCGAUCAGUGUACAGACUCCUGCUGUUACGACGCUAAUCAAGAGGAGGGCAAAAAGUGCACGCUUAAACCCAACAAACUGUGCAGUCCAAGCCAAGGGCCAUGCUGUCAAAGGGACUGUACAUUUAAGGGCAACACAGAGAGUUGCAGACAGGAGUCAGAAUGUGCUCUAGAGGGCAAGUGCAAUGGACAGACUGCCCAGUGCCCAACCUCAACGCCAAAGACAAACUACUCCACUUGUCAUUCUGCAACACAAGUCUGCAUUAAUGGGGCCUGCACUGGUUCCAUUUGUGAAAAGUAUCAUCUGGAAGUUUGCAACUGUGCCAUCGAAGAAAAGGAAGCUGAAGCUGCAGAGCUGUGCCAUGUCUGCUGCAUGGAGAAAAAUAACCCCAGCACCUGCAGCAGCACCAGCUCAGACAAAUGGGUCCGUUACUUCAACAAGACUGUGAUAACGCUGCAGCCCGGAUCACCCUGCAACGACUUUAAGGGAUACUGUGAUGUCUUUAUGAGGUGUCGCCUGGUGGAUGCUGACGGGCCUUUGGCCAGACUAAAGAAAGCCAUCUUCAAUCCAGAGCUCUAUGAUAACAUUGCAGAGUGGAUUGUAGCUCAUUGGUGGGCCGUGCUGUUGAUGGGCAUUGCUCUCAUUAUGUUAAUGGCAGCCUUCAUCAAGGUCUGCAGUGUCCACACUCCCAGCAGCAACCCCAACCUUCCUCAAGCAAGGGAACUUCCAGCUACACUGAGAAGGAGGAAAAAUCCACAAACAAGGUCUCGGCAACGGCCUCGUGACGAGCCUCCACAGAGAGAGCAGUACCAGAUGGGACAGCAGCAUCCGAUGGGACAGCAGCAUCCGAGGGGACAGCAGUAUCCGAGGGGACAGCAGUACUGAGACACUCCUUGCCUUGCUUUUUAGUGCCUACAACAAGAGCACUUCACUCCAAAGAGUUACCUUUACUACAGAAUGCAACUUUCAACAAACUUUGAACAGAAACUUUUUUAAGGGACAAUGCUCAAAUGUUUUUUUUCCAGGGCUAACAGUCACACACCAUCUUGUUCUGAGAGCCAGUUGAAAAGUGGUUCACAUACCUUUUGUAGGAGAUGAAAACCAAUCCAAGGAAGAACAGGGGAAGAAAUUCUCUAGUCUGUUGUCGUCUUAAUCAUAUAAAUUGUCUUUCAAUGCGCUUUUCUUUUUCUUCAUUUUAAUCAGAAUGAACAAGACUAAAAAUAUUUUAUUUGUGCAAAACUCCCCCUGGUCUGACACGCAGCCGUCGUUGGCAUGACUGCAGAAACUGUUCCUGAUGGAUAACUUAUUUUCUAUCCCGACUGACGUAUGAUGGUCUGUGAUGGAGUCAUUGGGCCUUGUUUCAAAUGAAAUUGAAUUUCUGAGUGAUUUUCUGUUCCAGUUGACUUUCUCAGGAUUAUUCAGACGAUAAGGUUGAUUACAGGGUGAGGUCCAUCCUCGCUGAAGCCUGUAGAGGUUUACACGAGCUGCUGUGUGAUGCAGGAGACGGGUUCAAAAGAAUGUAGAUGCAUGACUUUAAUUCACGUACAUAGAGAUCAGUGAUGACAGAACAGAGAUAUUUAAAAUGUGGUCAUAGUGAUGGUUUUGCACUUGUAUUUGCAUAGUUAUAUAUAAUCUAGGACUUAAAUCCACGUUGGACUGAUUCAGUAGAAGCUGGAAACUGAUCUGGGCACGUUUGUCUAGAGAAAUAUUUAGUGCCACAGUUUGGUCGUUCUUAUUGAGUUCUUUUAGUUUCUUUUAUUUAUCGGUCUGUUUCUUGUUGUUUAGCUGUUAAAGGACAAGCCAAAUGAAACCACUUCUUAACUAUAGCGUCCGUGUUGCCUCUGCUGCCAGCUAAAGAUUGUCUGGUCUGAAUGUGAUCGUCAGCCUCGACUUUGCUCAUUUUAAUAGCAGCUUAGAUUAUUUUGCGUUUGUGGGAGAACUCAAUCACUUUGGGGGGGUUAAAAUAUAGAGAUUUAAAAUCUAUUGUUGUUUUUUAACUGAGAGAACAAUCAAUAUGUGUUGCCUACUGUUCUUUUUAUUUCUUUCCUGUUUGGGGGUUUCUUGUGCAGCGUUAAUGCUUUUGUUGUUACACAUGAUUUGUUUGUUAGUGCGUUAAAAUGUGCCUACGGUGCAACUAAAGUUGGUAUUCUAGUGUCUGGGACCAUGGCAGAAAGGGUGCACCUUAAAAGGGUUUAAAGCCUGAAUUUGAGACUGCAUAAGGCCUCAUGUCAGAUGUGUAACAUUUACCACAUAAAUGCUUUGCUGGCCACUCGAAGAUGACUAGUCCUCCUUUAGGGUCAGUUGGAUUCAUAUCGACUGACGUGUGAAGGAGAGCACAAAUCACUCAAAAGUCACGAUUCUGGUGAAAUAUACAAGCAUAUUUCUUCAAUUCAAAGAGCAUCAUUCAUGCAGCAGAGCUGUGUCUGAUGCAACUCGACUGUUUUUCUGCCGUGUGUUGUUGAUCAGAUUCUAAGCAACAAGCAGAUGCCUUUAUCACAUCCUCCGGAAAACAGGCACAUUAUAUGAAUGAAUCUAUUUUAUAAUAAAAUGUGUUCAGAGUGUUUGAAUUCUCAGUUUCUUCUUGCUGAAUUUGUUUGGUGCUGCUGUUAUUUUUUUAAAAAGCUUUUAGGUGUGUGUGUGUGUGCGUGCGUGCGAGCGAGCGAGCGAGCCGUUUUGCUGUAUUAUCCUUAUUUUGUUGGCAGAUGUGUAAAACAUUGGGCUGAAACUCUGGGAAAUUUCCUUCACACGUUGCAUGUGAUGUGGAGAAAAUGUGCACUGACAUUAAAGAUUAGGAAAAUGCAAAAUGGCUAAAACAUCGGACUACUCUCGGAUUUCAGUGCCUCUGUUUUCAGCUUGUGUUCAUGUCCUCUGCCGUUUCUCAUACUGCUUUAAAGUUUUUACAAAAUUUUCAAUGAUUUUAUUUCCUUUGAACUACUUGAAAUGCAUAAUAAAACUGAGUUAGUCGA
Messenger RNA from Nothobranchius furzeri (turquoise killifish), 4672 nucleotides. RefSeq names its product ADAM metallopeptidase domain 10a (gene adam10a). Gene Ontology annotation, molecular function: metalloendopeptidase activity involved in amyloid precursor protein catabolic process. The record is from RefSeq and is a predicted model, not a curated record. Gene Ontology annotation, cellular component: plasma membrane; synaptic membrane. Gene Ontology annotation, biological process: Notch signaling pathway; membrane protein ectodomain proteolysis. NCBI's taxonomy places the organism in Eukaryota, Metazoa, Chordata, Actinopteri, Cyprinodontiformes, Nothobranchiidae.